AAUUUUAUGACAACUGUUGCCAACUUUUCUAGAACGUGUAAUGUUUUGUUUUUCGGAAACAACUUUGGAGUUUCAAAAAUUUUAAUCGGAAAUUAUUGUUCAAUCUUGUUUGUUGAUAUCAGCCCGUCUUUAAAAUUAUAUUGUUCACCAUCGAAAUGUUUGCGGAUUGCGACGUGAGUGCCGCAGUCAACGACGAUUCAGCGGAGAUCUCCGUCGAGCCAGAAGAAGAAAUCAGCAAUGGUGACGGCCCGCCUAAAAGAAGGAAAUCCGAGAAGAAUCAGUACACCCAGGUGCAGCUUCAGCUGGCCUACGAAGCGGUACAGAAUGGCAUGAGUACGUAUCGUGCCUGCAAAAUGUACGGAGUUCCAAGGCCCACACUGCAAUACCGCAUUAAGAAAAAAAUAACCGACUUGGAGGUGAAAGCCGGCCCGAAAUGUUAUCUCAGCAAGGCCCAAGAAGCGUCCAUGGUCGGCCCGUUGCACGCCCUGGCCGAUGCUGGAUUCACCAUCACACACAGACUGCUCAAGAUCUUCGGUAUGGAGUUCGUCAAGGCGAACAUAGCACAGUUCCCCGAGGGAAAUCCAUUUCCGUCGGAAAUACCCAGCAAAAGUUGGGUGCUAUAUUUUCUGAAAAGACACCCCGAUUUGGCGACACGCAUGACGGAGAACUGGUCCCAUUACGGCUAUCCCUCGGUUGCGCCGGAACGUGUCCCCGUUUGGUUUGGCUGCGUUUCGAGAUAUCUGGCGAAGAUGGACUUGCAGACAGUUGUUCAAAACCGUCGGCAGGUGUUCACGCUGGACGAUACGAUUCUGAGGAAAAGUCGGAACGAUACCAAUUUCACGUGCCUCUUCGGAGCCAACGCCAACGGGAAUUUGCUUCCCCCGUUCAUUAUCUACCCAGAUAAAAUUAAACUGCCAACGCAGAAAAAGCUAUCCGAGUUGAAAUACGCCGUCGCUCACCCGGACAUCGAACUGACCUCGGGAAACGUCCUUUACCAGUGGCUUUCAAAGGUUUUCCAACCGUGGCUAAUCGAAGAAAACGUUCCACGGCCGGUGAUCGUCUUCCUCGACGGCCAUCGCCACCAAAUGGGCUAUUUGAGCAGCCAAUUUUGCCACCAGCACCAAAUCGUCCCCGUGUCGCUCCUCCCACGUUCCGACCACAUGCUGCGCCCCCUUAACCUCACCCUGUUCGGAUCGAUAGAGAAACUGUGGCGCGAUGACAAAAGUAAGCACUCCUCCACGGACCCACCGCUACAACCGAUUCUCGCCCGCCUCACCGACGCCGAGAACGCCAUUCGUGACGGAUUCUACCAGGGCAAACUCUACCCGUGGAAUCCAGACGGCCACACGGCGGACGAUUCGGUGCUUCACCCUGCGCCCAAAGUUCCGCGAAAAAACGCGGCGCCGGUGAAAAAGUCUCCCCCGCUCCGAACCGUCGAUCCGAUGUUGGCCCUGUUCAGGAGGUUGUUUGAGGCACGGCUGCCGGAGCAACAGCUGGGCGAGUUUCAAGCCAGGAGGCAUGAAGAGGUGUGGGCGGGACCGGUUGAGCUAACCGGUUUGUUCGAGAUGUGGCGCGAUUUGAUGAACGAAGUGGACGCCGCUGGACCGCAGGAGGCUACCGAAGGUUUUGAUAACUGGUCAUGUUCGGAGAUGGGUACGGCGCAGGGUGAACAUUAUAUUGAGCCGGAAAUGGUAACCGUCAAGAUGGAAGAUCCUGGCGAAUGUUCAGUGGACUUUGUGAAAGAAGAGCCGAGUUCCGAUUUUGAGGAUCUUUGAAAUGAGGCGUUUGAUCUGUAAUUGCUUUAAAAAGUUCAAGUCAAACAAAUAAAUGUUUUUCGUAAUAAUAG
Molecule: messenger RNA, 1846 nt
Organism: Culex quinquefasciatus (southern house mosquito)
Lineage: Eukaryota; Metazoa; Arthropoda; Insecta; Diptera; Culicidae
Exons: 3
Coding region: 156-1775 (539 amino acids)
Cellular component (GO): nucleus
Molecular function (GO): DNA binding
Source: RefSeq, a predicted model, not a curated record